UUGGCUGACUUCUCCGUGUUUAUCCCAGUCCUCGUGGAAACGCCAGAGAAACUGCCCGUGAGUAGGUUAGUAGGAUCCCAAAUUGUGCAGUGUACAGACGUCCUUAGGAUUUCUCUCCCUCCUUCUCCCUCUCUCUCUCCCUCCUUUUUUCCUUUCAUUUUCUCUUUCUUUCACCAUCAAGAUCGGAGCUCCUUCCUUGAGCCAGCUGAUCCUCUGAAUGAAAAGUGAAAUUGUAUCCGAGGUUUGGCAGAACUAUGCAAAACCCCAAUAUCCAAGGUUGCAAAUUAUGUUCGUAAGUGAUCGUGAGGGGGACCUUUGACCGUGACCAGCAACGAAUCAGUUCUAUCCGAAGUGACCAGUGACAUCCAUCUUGGAGUGAGGGGUGAGGGGUGUGAGAGUGAAGAUGGUGGUUCGAGCCCGUGCUUUUGGCCACGAUGGCGUGGACACGGACUCUCCCGAGGCCAAAUAUUCGGGUCGACAUAAAGAGCAAUUCUCCCUUUGGCAGAAAGGUUGGAGGGAACUGGGUCUUCUGGGGAGCGCCACCUGUCGGAUCCUCAAAGGCCGAGGCUCCAACCUUGCGUAUCUAUUCAUUCCCGCGUUGAUAUCGAUCAUCUGGCUUAUCGUAUGCUUGCUCACCGUCAGGAGUCCGAGUCUCUCUUUAGAAGAGAGAUUUUCGCAGAAAAACCUAAGGGAAUAUUUCGAUGUCAAAACCUUUGAGGAUGGUAUACUUCACGUUGAAACUGUCCAUCAUGAGCCCAUUGAGAUUCCAGUGGGCGAAACUGUUCACGCAGUCAUUGCUAUGCCAUUUUUGGAUGUGAAUCCCCUUGGAGCUACCGAAUACAUUCAGACUCUGGAAUGGCUCCUGAUUUAUUGCACAGUACCAUUGACCCUCCACAUUAUCACCAACACGGACAGUAUUCCUUACGUGGAGAGGAUCGUGGACCGAGUCAACAAAACCGCCAGCAGCGAGUUCCAUGCCCAAAUCGUGUCUUUGGCCGACAUCAUGGAGGAGACUUCGAACAAUAUUUGUCCCAAGCUGACAGUGUCCGAGGAGUUUUGUGACAUCCUCAUGGGCAAGAUGACCCCUCUCUUGUUCCCAUAUCUCUUCCCUAAACUGGACCAUGCCAUAUACAUUGACCGUGAGAUAGUGUUCCAAGACGACAUCGGAUUCCUCUUCCAAACUUUGAACACUUCGAACAAUAUUUGUCCCAAGCUGACAGUGUCCGAGGAGUUUUGUGACAUCCUCAUGGGCAAGAUGACCCCACUCUUGUUCCCAUAUCUCUUCCCUAAACUGGACCAUGCCAUAUACAUUGACCGUGAGAUAGUGUUCCAAGACGACAUCGGAUUCCUCUUCCAAACUUUGAACACGAUGAAAAAGAAAUCAAAAGCUGCCUUGGGCCUAGCCCCCGAGCAGACGAAUACCUAUAUGCGGUCCUUUGCCGGAUGGCAAAGAGUCAACCCGACCACGAGGUUGGGUCGCCCACCGCCAGAGGGCAAACCGGGCUACAACCCCUCGCUCAUGCUUAUGGACUUGGAGAAGCUCCGAGCUAGUGUUCAGUUCAAGACCUACUUCAGUGAGAUCCGUUUGAACAAGCUCAUGAAGCAGUAUCUGUUUCACAGUAGUGCCGAUAUCCCCUCGUUGGGCGACAUCAUCAAUUUGAUGGCGGCUGACAACGAGAAUAUGUUCUACAACAUCGGGUGCGAGUGGAACAGGAACUCUCGUAGUUCAACGGAUCUGUUGGACAAAAAGUACAAUGUGUGUCCGGGGGUCAAUCAUAUCCGUGCUUGGCACGGCAACCCUGACCAAGAGCGCAUCUUGGCGGUGAAGGAGAAGAACAUCUCCGUGGGUCGACGGAGGGUGGUGGAUGAGGACGAGCUACUAAACAUGCCUUGAAGACACAGCCCGCCCAUUUCCUUAACAGUCUUACCUGAAUGUGGCUCGGAUCUGACUGCUAUUGUUGGUGUAGCCUUUAAACUUGCAAGUCAAGCUCAAAUCUCUCAAGUCAUAGAUGCGAAUGCGGCUGUCGUUCGACGUCACCAGAAUCUAAAGAAUACAAAGUAGCAGAAUUAUUUGAAGACGACAAGACUGCCGCGGAUUGAUUCCAUGAAAAGUAGUCAUUCUCAACUUGAAGUGCGUCCCAGUAAAUAUUUCGUGAAUGAACGAGCAAAUGAAACAACGGUUGAACUGAAUGCAGAACCAGUGCGAUACUACAAAAUAAACUCCAUUAUCUAUGCUAAUUCAUCCUCAAACUGUACCUU
Tigriopus californicus is the source of this 2259-nucleotide messenger RNA. RefSeq lists its product as uncharacterized. The transcript is spliced from 3 exons. Lineage: Eukaryota; Metazoa; Arthropoda; Copepoda; Harpacticoida; Harpacticidae. The coding region runs from base 404 to 1894 and encodes 496 amino acids. The record is from RefSeq and is a predicted model, not a curated record. Gene Ontology annotation, molecular function: UDP-xylosyltransferase activity.